GCCAAGUGGCUUCCGUGUUACCCUCAUACCAUAAGCCUGGUUUACACGAUUCCAAUGUCGUCUCUAAGAGGUCGCCUUGAUAGGUAUUCCAACCCACACUAGAUUGCCAUCAAAUGAUCAUUUGUCAAGAUGAGUAGAUGUUAGCUCAAACAUUUGAGAGUGUUGCACUCCUUCGUUAGCACGCCGGAUUUCAUUGGUUCGUCUUUGGUAUACCGCUUUCUAUCUUAAGAACUAAGCACCUUCAAGUGAAGGAUUUAGCGUAGUAUAUUGACGAGGCUUCCACCGAUAUCUGCCCCCAUCCUCACCGCUCCAUCGCGACUCGCCCUUUAAACACACGACGUUGAAGCAUCUUCUCUUAAGAUCAAAUCGCGCUACACCCUCCUUAAGAUACUGGCCAAUUUUCCAACCACUUCGGGGGCUAAAUUGGGUAUUCAAGCAUAUUAGAAAGUUAUGAAUGCUCUUACCAGAACUCGUAUCGACGAUCGAUGUGGCGAUAUGUCCAGUAGGGUCAGGCGGUGAACCCGAUGCCCCGCAUAUAAAUAUCAGAGGAAAAAACUCAACAUUAGCAUAAAAAUGGAAUACAGAGCAGCAUAUUUCAGUAAAUUUCCUCAUUAUGUCGAACUCAUUCGGUGCUAUCCCGGUACUUCCGCUAAACAACAUGCAGCUGCACAACAACGUUGCUCGCCAAACUCCAACUGCCCCUUAUAAGCCGCAAUUACAUCCUAACAUAUACGAAAGGAUUUCAACUGCCAAGAAAGCAGCCGGCUUAGAGGAGGAGGAUAACUUCUAUACAGACGAAGACAUCGUGAACUACGCGCCUCGUGGCUGGCCUAAUAUAGCGUCGCGGCAGACGUAUUUUGGCAACCAUAACAGCCAUAGGGGCUUCGAACCCCUGACGCACUACCUACUCACGUCUUACGAACUAAAGCUCUCCGUCAUCGAGAAUGAACUAGACGAGAUGAACUGCGAGGAUGUAAAAGAGGGAGGAGAGCCCCUAUGGUCGCUUCCUUUUGACCGCCAGCAAUUCAUCACCCGUUGCCGUCAGGGGGUUGGACAUCUGCCGCCACAAUGUUCGGGGUCAAACUUGGACGAGAUCGACCGUGCGACGCAGAGGGAGAAUAUGACCAUGAGCGCUAGGAGUUUACUCAACGAAUACUUACAGCUUCUUCUCCUGCAGCGCGACAUCAAGAAACUUCCGCGCGUGUCUCGGAGCGCACACGAGGCGCACUUCAACAUGGCACAGAGAGACCAAGGGCUUAAUGAUCAGGCGUGCACAUUUAUGCGCUACAUCGACGAUUUCGUCAGUACCGAGCCAGACGCGUUUUUCCGGCGGUUCGAAUCUUUACUGUACUAUUCAAACGAUCGCCGGUUCAUGAAACCACUGAAGUAUCUCUGUCGCUUUUUCAGCCGAUCUACUCUUCCUUCCUCCAUCCCUCCUGACGGCCCGCACAUGACUUAUAGCCUGCGGCCUCCCCGGUUAUUCAUCAAAGCCUUUCUUGCUAUUGGCAGUCUGUUGCUCUCGCUACUGCCUAUCGCGCUCCUAUUUUUAGAGACGAACUGGUCGCGCGCAGAGUACUUGGCCGUUGUCGUCAUUUCCUCCGCCAUUUUCGCUCUUGUCAUACUAGCCUUUGAACCCCGUACAGUGCCUAUGCUAGUCAGUCUUAAUGCAUACUUCGCCGUACUCUCCACGUUCUUAUCGAACUUACCUAUGUAGUCACGAUAUGACCUGAGACGGGGGCGAUAUUAUGGUGAGCUAAGCUCUAGUUUGCUACCGGGGGAUGAUUAUGUGUGUGAUGGAGGGAUGACGGAAAUGAGUGAUGAAAAGGGGUCACGACAAGAAAGGCUAUUUUAGGUCGGAAGAGCCUAAUAGUCUUCACGAAUAGAUAUUAUACAUAGUG
Messenger RNA from Daldinia decipiens, 1898 nucleotides. RefSeq lists its product as uncharacterized. Lineage: Eukaryota; Fungi; Ascomycota; Sordariomycetes; Xylariales; Hypoxylaceae. Bases 614 to 1714 code for a protein of 366 amino acids. The transcript is spliced from 6 exons. The record is from RefSeq and is a predicted model, not a curated record.